Molecule: messenger RNA, 3722 nt
Organism: Pristis pectinata (smalltooth sawfish)
Lineage: Eukaryota; Metazoa; Chordata; Chondrichthyes; Rhinopristiformes; Pristidae
Product: tetratricopeptide repeat protein 39A
Exons: 18
Coding region: 419-2122 (567 amino acids)
Molecular function (GO): protein binding
Source: RefSeq, a predicted model, not a curated record
CUCAAUAAACCCCGUCCGGCGUUGUGGCGUUUGGCGACCGGAACUUCAAUGCAACAAAAUAUCAGUAAAGUGCAAAAUAUUUAUUGUAAAAGGGGCAGGAUCUUUACCUAUUUUGCGAGGUUGCAUAUUCCUCAGAGAGCUGCCCGAUGCAGGUGGAGGUGAGACAUCUGCCAGGGGAAGGGAAGGCGGCGCAGCGACGGUCGGCCGUCGGGGGCCCCCCCUCGCCAGUCGCCAGCGGCUGACUCGCCUUCGCGCUAAUGCGUUGCGUUGGUUGGAGCGCCUGGGAGUCGGUGCCGCCGGCCGGCCGGACGGGGAGCGGCAGAGGGCGGCCGGACACAGCCUGUGGUCACUCCCCUCUCCCCGCCCGGUCCCACUGAAAGCUCCGUCCGCCCCGCCGGCGGGAGUGAGUCGGCUGGAGAUGGCGGGGUGUGGGGACAGUUCCCCAGGUAUAGAGUUGAAGACCUGCCUGGAUGAAUGCAUGUUUGCUAUGGACCUGUUCCUCAACAACCAAUUCAAUGAGAGCCUGGAGAUGCUGAAACCAAGGAUGAAGGAGAGCAUGUACCACGCUUUGAUGUAUGCCACCAUUUUGGAAAUGCAGGCCAUGAUGACCUUUGAACACGAUGACAUCAUCAGUGCUGGUCACACAAUGAAGGAAGCACAGGAGAUUUGUCAAAGGUUUCGAAAGAAGUCCACUGUUGUUGGUUCCCUCUCGAGUCUUGUGAACAAAUCAUCUGGUGACCACUUCACUGAAGACGAGAUCCACGCAGAGGUCUGUUACGCUGAGUGUUUACUACAGAGAGCUGCCUUGACAUUCUUGCAGGAUGAGAACAUGGUCAGUUUCAUCAAGGGUGGGAUUAAAGUCAGGAACAGCUUCAUGAUUUACAAAGAGCUCCAUAACUUCUUGCAGUCGAAUCUCUUCAGCAAAGGACCCAAUCACUCUCACUUGGAAGGAGGGGUUUCUCUAGGAAUUGGGGCGUUUAACCUGGCACUGUCGAUGUUUCCCACACGGAUCCUGAAGUUGUUGGAGGUUGUCGGCUUCUCUGGGGACAAGGAAUAUGGUCUGUCCCAGUUACACGAUGGAGUGAUGGUGCCCAAUAUCCGAGCCAUUCUGUGUGUCAUGCUGUUGCUGUGUUAUUACACCUUCCUCACCUUCGUACUCGGAACGGGAGAGGAGGAUGUCACAGACGCUGUGCAUCUGCUUCAGCCCUACCUCGCACAAUACCCUAAGAGUGCAAUAUUCCUGUUCUUUUCGGGAAGAAUCGAAGAAAUCCAGGGGAAUCUCGAUAAGGCAAUCCAGAGGUUUGAGGAGGGCUGCGCGGCGCAGCAAGUGUGGAAGCAGUUCCACCACAUGUGCUACUGGGAGCUGAUGUGGUGCUUCACCUACAAGCGGCUGUGGAAGAUGGCUUACUUCUACGCGGACCUCCUCAGCAAAGAGAGCCGCUGGUCUAAGGCGAUGUAUGUCUACAUGAAAGCAGCGUAUCUGAGUAUGUUACCUGAACAUGAAGCAAAACCCUUUGGAGAUGAUGAAGUAGAGUUGUUCAGGCAGGUCCCUCUGCUAAAGCAGAAGAUUGCGGGAAAGUCUCCCCCCACUGAGAAGUUUGCGAUAAGGAAAGCCCGGAGGUACAAGUCCAACGAUCCCGUGAGGCUGCCAGUGCCGGCUCUGGAGAUGAUGUACAUGUGGAACGGUUUUACGGUGAUCGGCAAACAGUGGAAGCUAACAGAGGAAAUGUUGGAAACGAUCUGUGAAGCUGAGGCAGGGCUGGAGCAGGCGGCACCUAAUGAAUACCUGGCUGAUGACAAGUGUGUGGUGAAGCUGCUGAAGGGUUUGUGCUUGAGGCACCUGGGCAAGAUCCUGGAAGCAGAACAGUGCUUUGUCUACAUUUACGAACAUGCGAAGAAAAUUAAAUACGAUCACUACCUUAGUCCUAAUGCACUCCUGGAGCUCAGUCUGCUCUUCAUUCAACAGGAUCGAAAGGAGGAGGCUAUUAAGUGGUUGAGACGUGCAAAACAAAACUACAAGGACUAUUCCAUGGAAUCCAGGACUCUUUUCCGGAUACACGCCGCUCUUUCCAAACUGAAAGCAGAGACGGAUGAGAAUGGGCUGGAAGGAACUGCCCUCUAGAUGUGCAGACAUGAUGCUGCAAACACAGCGGAGGACUCGGUGUUAAAGGGGACAGUCUGGGAACGGGGAGGGGCUGGAGUGUAAAAUUAAACGAGCAUCUUCACUCCCAACAGCACCUGGGGUUGAAACUCUUUCUGCUGGGAAGUUAGUGUUUGGGGAGCUGGCCUGCCCUUCCCGAGUCUCUGACUCCUAAGACAAAAGAACUUGUCCUGUGCCAUUUUGGAUUUGAGGAAAGGAUGUGGGAAGUGUUGCCAUGGAGACCGAUCAGCUGCCAUUUUGUCUUCUGCUGGACUUGUAGGGCACGAGUCUUCACAGAGGGGGAUGAAUCCCACAUCUGGAAGAGAGAAUAGUGGGAGGAGGGUGAUAAAUCAAGGAGGGGGGAGACCCAGGAAACACGGUUUGAAACCAGCUUUGUAACUGUCCUUUGUUCACGUUCCUGGAAGCACCAGGUAGCUGUGCCUUCCCCUGCUACUUCCGGAGGCCUCUUGGUGUAGGCCGCAAGGGUUAGAAGUUAUUUAGUAUAAAUGCAUUAUUUUAAUGUUUCUAAAUUAAAUUCUGUAGAUAGACUGUGAAAUAUUGGGAGACUUGGAUGGCUAAUUGCACAGAAAUUAUUUUAUAUCUAACACUUAGAGAUUUUAUAUUUUACAUUCAAAUAGGGGUGUUAUGUUUCCUCAUUGCAAAGUGUUUAUUCAAGUAGUUGUACAAUCAGGUGCUGUGUCAGUUGGGUGUGGCCAGUUAAUGAUUUAAUGUUGGCUGUGAAAUGGCACCGGGUAUGAAUGUGGAAGAGUUUGCUGUCCAACCUUGGGAAAAUAGUGGAAUUUUCCAAUAUUCAGUGUUUAAAUGAAGCCAGUUACACCAGUUCUAUUGCCUGGUUGGGGCUUUGAUAUUACAAUUUAGAAAAUGUAAAGAGCAGAUUCUGUAGGCAGGUUUCGACGAUUAACAAAGCUUCCACAAGGAGGAUGUUGCCGUCCAACCUGAACCUGCCCUUGUCUGAUUUCAGAGUGUGCACCAACGAUCGAGAUUGGGAAUGCUCACUGAUAUCACCUCACGGAUGGUCCUGCUCACACCACCAAUCCCACCAUAUGCUCCUCUCCUGCCCCUCACCCUAGAUUAACUGAGGUCAGCCAACCAAACCUGCCCUAGCUCCACAGCUCACUCACUCUGCCCAGCAUCAAGUCAGGAACCCUUCGUUCCGCAGACUGAUUCCUGACUUGUUCCGUUAUAUGUACAACGAGAGUUUGGGAGACCAGCUGCUGUGGGGCUGCAGGAAUCUUUUGCUGGGUGGGAACUCUGUUCUUGGCUGCAUUUCCGACUUGUGAACUGUUUGGGUUUUGAGCUCUGCUGUAACCUGGGGAGGAGCUGAACAGAGAGAAGCUCCAGUUGUAGAGAAACCUGGCUGAACCUCCAUCUGGAUUCUGUUCAGUUGCAUCGCCAAAGCUCAGCAAGGAUUCAGAUUGGGGGACAGUGCAAAAUGAUGCUGGUGUUAAUAGGUUUACAUUGUGAAGCUAGACUGCAUAUUUGUUGAAUACGGAAGAAUGUCAUUUAAUUGAGCUGCUUAAGAUAAUUGUAGAAAAAGAAUAAAAAUGGGAUUGGUACUUGA